GAGAACAUCCGAGAUUGCUUGGGUCUGUAGCCACUAGUCCAAAUACUUCUGGAUGUUCAGAUUGGCUUUACACAGGGGUGGCUUUCACAGUUAGUGCUCUAUAAUGGCAGUUGAUGACAGCAACUUGUAUUCUAGGACUAAGAGUAAACUGAUUUCCUAUCAGACUUGUUAUAAAUCAACAAGACGGAGAAGCCUACCACCAGACAUCGUGCCAGAAAAUGAUUUUAAAGGCAAGUUUCAAAGAAAUAUUAGGAAUAUAGAGCCUAUACAUCCAAGGCGCCCUAAGAAAAGACCUUCUAUAUUUUCAGUGAAAAUAUUGUCGCAUUUAGAAGUCUUGAGGCACUCUCUCAAAGCAUUUCUGGAGUUCAGACCAGCAUACAAUCUAGCAAAGUCACUUUCUAAAAUAACUUCUCCAGUUGGUAACGGAUAUAUCAAGCCACCCGUCCCACCUGUUUCUGGUACACAGAGAGAAAAAGGACCUCCAGCCAUGUUGCCUAUCAACGUUGACCCAGACAGCAAACCAGGCGAAUAUGUCCUGAAGAGCUUGUUUGUUAACUUUACUACUCAGGCUGAACGCAAGAUUCGCAUCAUCAUGGCAGAACCUCUUGAGAAGCCACUGACCAAAUCUCUGCAACGAGGAGAAGACCCUCAGUUUGAUCAAGUAAUAAGCUCAAUGAGCUCACUUUCAGAAUAUUGUCUACCCUCUAUCCUGCGCACUUUGUUUGAUUGGUAUAAAAGACAGAAUGGCAUAGAAGAUGAAUCUCAUGAGUACAGACCAAGAACAAGCACUAAAUCCAAAAGUGAUGAACAGCAGAGGGACUAUUUAAUGGAAAGAAGAGAUCUGGCUAUUGAUUUUAUUUUUUCUUUAGUAUUAAUAGAAGUUUUGAAACAGAUUCCACUUCAUCCUGUAAUAGACAGUUUGGUACAUGAUGUUAUUAACUUGGCUUUCAAGCACUUUAAAUACAAAGAAGGGUACCUUGGUCCUAACACUGGAAAUAUGCACAUUGUUGCGGAUUUGUAUGCAGAAGUAAUAGGUGUUCUAGCUCAAGCAAAAUUUCCUGCUGUAAAGAAGAAAUUUAUGGCAGAGUUAAAAGAGUUACGGCAUAAAGAACAAAGCCCAUACGUAGUUCAAAGCAUUAUCAGUCUUAUAAUGGGAAUGAAAUUCUUUCGCAUUAAGAUGUAUCCUGUGGAGGACUUUGAAGCUUCUCUUCAGUUUAUGCAGGAAUGUGCACAUUACUUCCUUGAAGUUAAAGACAAAGAUAUCAAGCAUGCACUGGCAGGACUGUUUGUUGAAAUUCUUGUCCCUGUAGCUGCUGCUGUUAAAAAUGAAGUGAAUGUCCCCUGUCUGAGGAACUUUGUUGAAAGCCUGUAUGAUACAACACUUGAACUUUCCUCACGAAAGAAGCACUCAUUGGCUUUGUACCCUUUGGUAACAUGCCUGCUUUGUGUCAGUCAGAAGCAGUUCUUUUUAAACAGAUGGCAUAUUUUCCUCAACAACUGUCUAUCCAAUCUCAAGAAUAAGGACCCAAAAAUGGCUCGAGUUGCACUGGAAUCUCUGUACAGACUACUGUGGGUUUACAUGAUCAGAAUUAAAUGUGAAAGCAACACAGCUACCCAAAGUCGACUUAUUACUAUUGUCACAACACUUUUUCCAAAAGGGUCCCGUGGUGUUGUGCCAAGAGAUAUGCCUCUAAACAUCUUUGUGAAGAUAAUACAGUUUAUUGCACAGGAACGUUUAGAUUUUGCAAUGAAAGAAAUUAUCUUUGACUUCCUUUGUGUCGGAAAACCAGCAAAAGCUUUCAGUCUCAACCCUGAGAGAAUGAAUAUUGGUCUGAGAGCUUUCUUGGUAAUUGCGGAUAGCUUACAGCAAAAAGAUGGUGAACCUCCAAUGCCAGUGACUGGAGCUGUCCUUCCCUCUGGAAACACCCUCAGAGUGAAGAAAACGUAUUUGAGCAAAACUCUUACAGAGGAGGAAGCUAAAAUGAUAGGUAUGUCAUUAUAUUAUUCUCAAGUAAGAAAAGCUGUGGACAACAUACUCAGACACCUUGACAAGGAAGUGGGGCGGUGCAUGAUGCUAACCAACAUACAGAUGCUUAACAAAGAACCUGAAGACAUGAUUACCGGUGAAAGAAAACCAAAAAUCGAUUUAUUCAGAACAUGUGUUGCUGCUAUUCCUCGACUGCUUCCUGAUGGAAUGUCAAAACUUGAGUUGAUCGACUUGCUGGCAAGGCUAUCUAUCCAUAUGGAUGAUGAACUUCGACACAUUGCACAGAAUUCUCUUCAGGGUCUACUUGUUGACUUUGUUGACUGGCGGGAGGAUGUACUCUUUGGUUUUACUAAUUUUCUGCUACGUGAAGUGAAUGAUAUGCAUCAUACCCUUCUUGAUACUUCACUGAAGUUGCUGCUACAGUUGCUUACGCAAUGGAAGCUUGUAAUACACACUCCAGGAAAAGCUUCUGAACAGGCGAAAACCAGAUCUGCAGAGUUGAUACCAAAUGGAUCCAGCCACAGAAUACAGUCUGAAAGAAGCCCCUAUUCUAAUGUACUACAUGCAGUCGAAGGAUUUGCACUGGUUCUGCUGUGUAGUUUCCAGGUUGCUACACGUAAACUAGCUGUUUUAAUCCUCCGAGAGAUCCGUGCUUUAUUCCUGGCCCUUGGCCAAGCAGAGGAUGAUGACAGGCCUAUGAUUGACGUCAUGGAUCAAUUGAGUUCUUCUAUUCUUGAAAGUUUUAUUCACGUGGCUGUUUCGGAUUCAACAGCAAUCCCAUUAACACACAGUGUGGAUUUGCAGUGGCUGGUGGAGUGGAAUGCUGUUCUAGUAAACAGCCAUUAUGAUGUGAAAAGUCCUUCUCACGUCUGGAUAUUUGCACAGUCCGUUAAAGACCCAUGGGUACUCUGCCUCUUCAGUUUUCUUAGACAGGAGAAUUUACCAAAACAUUGUCCUACAGCUCUCAGCUAUGCUUGGCCGUACGCUUUCACGAGGCUACAGCUGAUAAUGCCUCUUGUGGAUCCAAAUAUUCCUGUUAAUGCAAAGAAAACAAGUACAGCAAGCAGUGGAGACAACUAUGUUACUUUGUGGAGAAACUAUCUUAUUCUCUGUUUUGGAGUAGCAAAGCCCAGUAUUAUGAGCCCAGGACACUUGCGUGCUUCAACACCAGAGAUCAUGGCUACCACUCCUGAUGGAACAGUCAACUAUGAUAAUAAGGCUAUUGGAACUCCAUCUGUUGGAGUCUUACUAAAGCAGCUAGUGCCUUUGAUGAGACUUGAAAGCAUAGAAAUAACAGAAUCACUUGUAUUAGGAUUUGGAAGAACAAAUUCCCUUGUUUUCAGGGAAUUAGUGGAAGAACUUCACCCGCUAAUGAAAGAAGCCCUAGAAAGAAGACCAGAGAACAAGAAACGUCGAGAACGCCGAGACCUACUAAGACUACAGUUACUGCGAAUUUUUGAACUACUAGCUGAUGCUGGUGUUAUAAGUGACAGUACAAAUGGAGCCUUAGAAAGAGAUACGUUAGCCCUUGGAGCCUUGUUCUUGGAGUAUGUUGAUCUGACUCGCAUGCUUCUAGAGGCUGAAAAUGAUAAAGAAGUCGAAAUCCUUAAGGAUAUGAGAGCACAUUUCAGCGCAAUGAUUGCCAACUUGAUUCAGUGUGUUCCAGUUCACCACAGGAGAUUUCUCUUCCCUCAGCAGAGCUUGAGGCAUCACCUGUUCAUCUUAUUCAGCCAGUGGGCAGGACCUUUCAGUAUUAUGUUCACACCGCUGGACCGUUACAGUGAUAGAAAUCAUCAGAUUACAAGAUACCAGUAUUGUGCAUUAAAGGCCAUGUCAGCUGUGCUCUGCUGUGGACCUGUAUUUGAUAAUGUUGGUCUUUCCCCUGACGGAUAUCUUUACAAAUGGCUUGAUAACAUUCUGGCUUGUCAAGAUUUACGUGUUCAUCAGCUUGGCUGUGAAGUUGUAGUCCUGUUGCUAGAACUGAAUCCUGAUCAAAUCAAUCUCUUCAACUGGGCUAUCGAUCGAUGUUAUACCGGUUCAUACCAGCUUGCCUCUGGAUGUUUCAAAGCCAUUGCAACUGUGUGUGGAAGCAGGAACUAUCCUUUUGAUAUAGUGACGCUUUUAAACUUGGUGCUGUUCAAGGCAUCUGACACCAACAGAGAGAUUUAUGAAAUUUCCAUGCAACUUAUGCAGAUCCUUGAAUCAAAGCUUUUUGUUUAUUCAAAAAAGGUAGCUGAGCAAAGACCGGGCAGUAUCUUGUAUGGUACACAUGGUCCGUUGCCACCUCUUUACAGUGUCUCACUUGCCCUUCUUUCAUACGAACUAGCAAGGAUGUAUCCUGAACUUACCCUUCCACUUUUUUCAGAGGUAAGCCAACGAUUUCCAACAACACAUCCGAAUGGAAGACAGAUCAUGCUUACCUAUCUGCUACCAUGGCUUCAUAAUAUUGAACUUGUAGACAACAGACUGCUCCUCCCUGGUUCAAGCCCUACCACUCCAGAAGAUGAACUGAAGGACAAGGAUGGAGAAGUAACAGUCACAAGUGGACUAAAAGGCAAUGGCUGGGGCUCUCCUGAGGCCACCUCACUGGUUCUCAAUAAUCUCAUGUAUAUGACAGCCAAGUAUGGAGAUGAAAUUCCUGGACCAGAGAUGGAAAAUGUCUGGAAUGCUUUGGCCAACAAUGAAAAAUGGAGUAACAACCUUAGGAUAACACUGCAAUUUCUCAUUAGUUUGUGUGGUGUUAGCAGUGAUACCAUCCUUUUACCGUAUAUAAAAAAGGUUGCAAUAUAUCUAUGUCGCAAUAACACUAUUCAGACAAUGGAAGAGCUUCUUUUUGAGCUGCAGCAAACCGACCCAGUGAACCCAAUAGUCCAGCAUUGCGAUAAUCCUCCAUUUUACCGUUUUGCUGCCAGUAACAAAGCCUCAGCUGCAGCUUCUGGAACCACGUCUAGCAGUAACACUGUUGUAGCUGGCCAGGAUAGUUUUCCUGAUGUAGAGGAGAACAGAAUGGUGAAAGAGACUGAUGAAAGGUUCAGUAAUGUAAUCAGAGCACAUACCCGACUAGAAUCGAGGUACAGUAAUAGCUCCGGAGGAUCUUACGAUGAUGACAAAAAUGAUCCUGUUUCUCCAUAUACAAGCUGGUUAUUGAAUAUUGUUGAAACCAAACAACCACAUCCUCUGCCCAUGCCUUACAAUGGAGGAUGUUGGGCACCGCUUGUGGACUACCUCCCAGAAACCAUCACACCCCGUGGGCCCCUUCAUAGGUGCAAUAUUGCUGUUAUCUUCAUGACUGAGAUGGUAGUGGAUCACAGUGUGAGAGAAGAUUGGGCUCUUCACCUCCCUUUAUUGCUGCAUGCUCUCUUUUUAGGUCUUGACCAUUACCGCCCUGAGGUCUUUGAACACAGUAAAAAGUUACUGCUUCAUCUUUUGAUUGCGUUAUCUUGCAAUAGCAACUAUCAAGCCAUUGCAUCUGUGCUUCUUCAGACCAGAGAGAUGAACGAGACCAAGACUCUGACAGUACAACCGGCAUACUUACCUGAAUAUCUUUAUACAGGUGGCUUUGACUUUCUGCGGGAAUACCAGUCAUCUCCGGUGCCAGACUCUGGCUUGAGCUCCAGUUCCACCUCCUCCAGUAUCAGUCUGGGAGGCAGCAGUGGAAAUCUCCCACAGAUUACACAAGAGGUUGAGGACAUGGACACUGCUGCUGAAACAGAUGAGAAAGCAAACAAAUUAAUUGAGUUUCUGACAACCAGGGCAUUUGGUCCGCUUUGGUGCCAUGAAGAUAUCACACCCAAAAACCAGAACACCAAGAGUGCUGAACAGCUUACUAAUUUUCUGCGUCAUGUUGUAUCUGUAUUUAAAGAUUCCAAGUCAGGUUUUCAUUUGGAGCAGCAUCUGAGUGAAGUUGCUUUACAAACAGCUCUUUCAAGCUCUUCAAGACAUUACGCAGGUCGCUCUUUCCAGAUAUUCAGAGCCCUAAAGCAGCCUCUUUCUGCACAUGCGUUGUCUGACCUCCUGUCAAGAUUGGUGGAAGUUAUUGGAGAACAUGGAGAUGAGAUUCAGGGGUAUGUAAUGGAGGCGCUACUUACUUUGGAAGCUGCUGUGGAUAAUCUGUCUGACUGUUUGAAGAACAGUGAUCUUUUGACGGUGUUAUCACGUUCAUCUUCGCCAGAUUUAACAUCAAGCACCAAACUGACUGCAAACCGGAAGAGCACAGGACAGCUGAAUGUGAAUCCUGCAAGCGGUAACACAGCCACUGCUGAACGAAGCAGACACCAGAGGAGCUUCUCUGUACCCAAAAAAUUUGGAGAUGUGGACAAGUCCUCAGACCCACCGCGCAGUGCCACCCUUGACAGAAUUCAGGCGUGCACCCAACAAGGCCUGUCCUCUAAAACCAGAAGUUCAUCUUCUCUAAAGGACAGUCUCACUGACCCAUCCCAUAUUAACAAUCCAACCAACCUACUGGCCACCAUCUUCUGGGUUGCUGUGGCUUUGAUGGAAUCAGAUUUUGAGUUUGAGUAUCUAAUGGCAUUGCGGUUACUGAAUAAACUUCUGGCUCAUUUGCCACUAGAUAAAGCCGAAAACCGGGAGAAGUUAGAGAAGUUGCAAGGGCAGCUGAAGUGGGCAGACUUCUCAGGGCUUCAGCAGCUACUCCUGAAAGGAUUCACCUCCCUUACUACCACCGAUCUCACACUACAGCUCUUUAGUUUGUUGACACCAGUGUCUCGAGUAUCCAUGGUGGAUUCCUCUCAAGCUAUAGGAUUUCCACUGAAUGUUUUGUGUCUCCUGCCCCAUUUAAUUCAGCAUUUUGACAGCCCAAACCAGUUUUGUAAAGAUAUAGCCGAAAGGAUCGCUCAGGUUUGUUUGGAGGAGAAGAACCCCAAGCUAUCAAAUCUUGCGCAUGUCAUGACCCUUUAUAAAACACACAGCUAUACAAGGGACUGUGCUACCUGGGUAAAUGUGGUUUGCCGUUACCUUCAUGAAGCAUUUGCUGAUAUUACUUUGAGUAUGGUUACGUAUUUGGCUGAGCUACUAGAAAAGGGCCUUCCUAGUAUGCAACAGUCCCUCUUACAGAUGAUCUACAGUCUUCUUAGUUACAUGGACCUGUCGGCUAUUCCUGUGAAACAGUUUAACAUGGAAGUGCUAAAAACUAUUGAAAAAUAUGUACAGAGCAUUCACUGGAGAGAAGCCUUGAACAUCCUGAAGUUGGUAGUUUCUCGUUCUGCCAGUUUAGUUUUACCAUCCUAUCAACACAGUGAUCUUUCAAAAAUGGAAAUACAUCGAGUAUGGAACAGUGCCUCCAAGGAGCUACCGGGGAAGACUUUAGAGUUUCAUUUUGAUAUUUCAGAGACUCCAAUUAUUGGGAGACGGUAUGAUGAGCUGCAGAGUUCUUCUGGACGAGAUGGUAAACCCAGGGCAAUGGCUGUCACUCGAAGCACUUCUUCAACCUCAUCAGGAUCUAAUUCCAAUGUCCUUGUUCCUGUGAGCUGGAAGAGACCCCAGUACUCUCAGAAAAGGACAAAGGAAAAGCUGGUGCACGUCCUUUCCCUGUGUGGUCAGGAAGUUGGGCUGAGUAAAAACCCUUCAGUAAUUUUUUCUUCCUGUGGUGAUUUGGAUCUGAUUGAGCACCAGACGAGCUUGGUGUCUUCAGAAGACGGAACAAGGGAGCAGGAGAACAUGGAUGAUUCAAACAGUGAACAGCAAUUCAGAGUCUUUAGGGACUUUGAUUUCCUAGAUGUUGAGCUGGAAGAUGGGGAGGGUGAGAGCAUGGACAACUUCAACUGGGGAGUGCGCAGGAGGUCCCUGGAUAGCCUGGACAAGUGUGACAUGCAGCUGCUGGAAGAGAGCCAGCUCUCGGGGAGUACGCCCAGCCUGAACAAAAUGAACCGUGAGGACUCCGAUGAGUCAUCAGAGGAGGAGGACCUGACCACCAGCCAAAUCCUGGAGAACUCAGACCUAAUUAUAACUCUUUCCCCUUCUGAGGAUGCAAAUCAUAUUGACUCACUUUCUACAUCAUGUGACACAACCUCAGCAGACCCUCAUCAUUUUAAUAUAGGAGCGUCCAGCUUUGAUGUGUCUUUGCCUGAGAUGAAUAAUCUCCAAGUGUCUGAAGGAUCCAAGGUUGAAGCUGUACAUGAAGAACAAGAUACAGGAGUCCACGAGGAUGACCUUUCAGGAUCUACAAAUGAACUCCCUGGAGCAUUUGAAUGCAGUGAUAGCCUUAGUCUGGAUAUGACAGAGACUGAAGAGAAAGUUGACAGGCUAGAACAAUUUGCUCUUGCUAGUUUUGGAGACGUUGAUCGAAAUGCCUCCCCUCCUCCAUCACCAUUUUUUUCUGCCAUCCUUGCUGCAUUUCAGCCAGCAGCAUGUGAUGAUGCAGAAGAAGCCUGGCGUAGUCAUAUCAACCAGCUCAUGUGCGACUCCGAUGGUUCCUGUGCAGUUUAUACAUUUCAUGUGUUCUCUUCCCUGUUUAAGAAUAUUCAGAAAAGAUUCUGCUUCCUAACCUGCGAUGCAGCUAGUUACUUGGGAGACAACCUGCGAGGAAUAGGCUCCAAGUUUGUGAGGUCUUCUCAGAUGUUAACAUCAUGUUCAGAAUGUCCCACCCUUUUUGUAGAUGCAGAAACACUGCUCUCUUGUGGCCUUCUUGAAAAGCUGAAGUUCAGUGUUUUAGAACUGCAGGAGUACCUGGACACAUACAACAACAGGAAAGAAGCAACGCUCUCGUGGCUUGCAAACUGCAAAGCAACAUUUGCUGGAGGCUCACGAGAUGGAGUUAUUACCUGCCAGCCAGGGGACUCAGAAGAGAAGUGUUGCCAUUCAAGAGUGAAUUUGAUCCCUGCCGGAGAACCUCGGGCUGUGUCCCUGCUAGAGAAGUAAACGGGAGCAGGGAGCAAGCAUGCGCCCCGGGCUGGCAUUAGGGGUGAACGUUCGCACUUUCCCCGGCUGAGGCACCAGGCAGCCCCUGACGUGCCCGGGCAUGGUUUGAGAGAAGCCGGAAGCCAGAGCCAUUCCCAGGAGGUUGUAUCUAAACAGUCACUCUUUAUUUUGGGAGGAGAAAGGUUUGCCAUGCAGAUGCAAGCUUGGCAGCGCUCGAUGGCCUCAGUUACAGAGAAUGGCCUCUGGACAGGUGUGUUUAACAGGCAGCAUCCCUCGUGCCCCACCUCUUCAUUCUCUUGGCCACCGAUAGGCUUUUCCCUGCCCACGGGUCAGUUCUGUCCUAGCAGGUCGCACAUCAUUCCCUCCCUUUUUUCCCCACCACGGAUCUGCUGGGCCUUCUCAGCUCCUGUGGCUCUUUGCUGUCCUAUCAGGUCUGGUGGGAUUCCUCCCUUCCAUUGGGGAGGGAGCACUCUGACCCUACUCAAAUUAAACAUACCAACUCAGACACCAGAAACAGUUUAGCCACAACAGCACAGAGCUCCGACCAGGCGCAUUUACAGUGCUGAACUCUGCUGCUGUGGCAGACCAACGCUGAGGUCUGCCUGGCCUUUGGCAGGAUGAACCCUGCCAGGCUGGUACCCGCUGGCUUGGCGCUUUCCUCCAUAAACUUCCUCCAGAAGGAGCCCAGCUCCGCCUGGUUAUGGCAGUGCCCUUGGGUGACUGUUCAUAGACGUGUCCACCCUUCCCUUUUGACCUCAGCCCCCCAGCCUUGUCUGGCUGGUACAGAGAUUUUGGGAACUGGAACGCUAAGGAUACGGUUCUAAUUUGGCUUAUUAAUAAAAACCCUGGCACUUAUAUAUUGAACCAUAUGUAAACAAACACUUCAGUCAAAUUAAUGCUUAUGUUUUUAAAGUACUUUUUAUUAGUAUUUGUGCUGGCAUUUGCACAGACCCCAACUCAGCAAAUAGCUGAAGUACGUGCUGGUAGCGCAGUGUGUAUGAAGUGCUUUAAGGAAGCAAAGUCAUUAAUAGCAUCUUCUUUUCUGCCACGUUUGGCAUAAAACUGCUCUGUUUCCUCCAAGGAGACGGAAAGAUGACUGAGCCCACCCUUACUCACUGUGUCUCUAAGAGAGGACAAAUCAAAUACAGUUUGCAGUCUGUAAGGCUUUCCUGCCAACGUGUCAGGUGGCCUGACUGGCACUUGCAGAAUUUUCAUUUCUUCCAUAAUUUGCCAAAGAUUAAAUAUUCCUCCCUUCCUCACCAUGAUCCAGCUGUGGAACUAUGAGGUUCCCCCUCCUGAUAGACACACGGAUACCAGGACCAUGAGCAUAGCAACUUGACUUCACUGGCAGACGUGCCCAUCGCAUGUUACUCCAACGUGUCUGACACCUUGUGUGUGGUGCUGUGCAUUACACUGGAAGAAACAAUAUUCAUAGAACAGUAUCUGCUUAAUCUAGGAGAAUAAACUGUAGAAGCCAGAUGUCCUGUUACACAUGAAACUCUGUCCAUCUGUUGUAUGGUUUCUUUAAGGUGGUGGAAAAAUCCAUGAGCUGAGGUUUAAGUUGCAGAGCUGGCAUUUCCAUUUAUUGCCUCUUCCUCUCCCCUCAGAGAAGGAGGCAGGAGCUUUGAGCCCCUUGGACAACUACUUCAUUGCCUCUCUCUGGAUUUCCAUCCUCUCAGAAGAGGUCUUUGACCAUUUCUGAAGUUGUAAAGAGUUUUAUGUUCUACACAGCAAAGUAAUUUCCCUCAUACUCUGCCUCUGCUUUCCAGCUGCAUACUGGAGACGGUGAAGCUAACCUAUAUAAACUGCUUUGAGAUUGGCGCUGAUGUGUGCUACAUGAGAGCUAGCCAUGAUAAUUUUGAUUUUCAAUGUCUUGUAUGACUUACCUGCAGAAGAAAAAACGUUGCUUGUUUUCUGAAAUAGUAUGUGAUCAUACUUCAGUAAAAUAAUGUUUUUUGAAGAACUGAACUAUCUCAAUGUGUUUUAUUAGUUAUUGAAAAUAAUCCCAAAUCACUGAUCUUUAUUAAUUAUUUCUUCUCCUACAAAUCUU
Molecule: messenger RNA, 10913 nt
Organism: Grus americana (Whooping crane)
Lineage: Eukaryota; Metazoa; Chordata; Aves; Gruiformes; Gruidae
Gene: FRY
Product: FRY microtubule binding protein
Exons: 60
Coding region: 104-8863 (2919 amino acids)
Biological process (GO): neuron projection development; cell morphogenesis
Cellular component (GO): site of polarized growth; cell cortex
Source: RefSeq, a predicted model, not a curated record